Molecule: messenger RNA, 2049 nt
Organism: Motacilla alba alba
Lineage: Eukaryota; Metazoa; Chordata; Aves; Passeriformes; Motacillidae
Gene: GRN
Product: granulin precursor
Exons: 12
Coding region: 16-1977 (653 amino acids)
Cellular component (GO): extracellular region
Source: RefSeq, a predicted model, not a curated record
AGCGGCGGGCGGCCAAUGGGCGACUGGGGGCGGAGCUUGCGGGCGGCGGUGGCGGUGGGGGGGGGGCUUGCGGCCGGGCCCGGGAGAGGGAACCGGGAGCGCUGGGAGGAGACACGGGCACGGCCCGGAGGUGCUGGGAGCGCUGGGGGGAACCGGGAGCGCUGGGAGGAGACACGGGCACGGCCCGGAGGUGCCCCCAGAGCCAUGAGGACCCUUGUGCUGCUGUGGGUGGCCCUGGCCGGCGUGGGGGCCCAGCUGCUCUGUCCCCAUGGGGGACCCUGCCCCAUCACCCCGGCCCUGCCUGCCCGCAGUGCUGUGGGAUGCCAGGACAGCUCAUCCUGCCCCGUCAGCUGCCAGCUGCCAGAGAGUGUCCCCUGCGCCGAGGGCCACCACUGCUGUCCCCGAGGGUCCCACUGCAGCGCUGACGGGGAGUCCUGUGUCACAGACCUGGGUACGGGGACACGGCGGGUGGCCUGGGGGCAGGGUGGUCCUCGAGGGGACAGGAUGGACAGGGGGGUGUCACCCGUGUCCACAGCCCCCCGUGCUGUCCCCUGUCCCGACGGCCAGUCCGAGUGUCCCGAUGAUGCCACGUGCUGUGUGACGAGCAGCGGCGCCUGGGGGUGCUGCCCCAUGCCCCAGGCCUCGUGCUGUGCCGACAAGGUGCACUGCUGUCCCCAUGCCACCGUCUGCGACCUGACCCGUGGGCGCUGUGUGUCCCCUGCCGGUGACACCGAGGUCCCCCUGGGCACAGCCUUCCCCGCCUGGAAGCGCCACCCCCCCGCCCCAGUGGCGCUGCGCCAGGUGCUGUGUCCUGACGGCCGCUCGGCGUGUCCCGACGGGUCCACCUGCUGCCAGCUGUCCCCAACGCAGUACGGCUGCUGUCCCCUGCAGAACGCCGUGUGCUGCAGUGACGGGCAGCACUGCUGUCCCCAGGGCACCACCUGUGACCUGAUCCACUCCACCUGCACCUCCCUGGGGGGCUCUGCCCCCCUGGCAGCACUGCCCACAGCCGGUGACGUCAAGUGUGACGAGAGGACGAGCUGUCCUGAUGGGAACACGUGCUGCAGGCUCAGCUCAGGGGCCUGGGGGUGCUGCCCCCUCGAGCAGGCCGUCUGCUGCCCCGACCACGUGCACUGCUGCCCCCAGGGCUACACCUGCGACCCCGAGGGGGGCAGCUGCCUGCAGGUGGGGGGCACCCGCCGGCCCUGGCUGCGCAAGACCCCGGCGCUGCCCCGGGGGGGACAGGUGACAUCGGGGAAUGUCACUUGUGAUGAGAAGACGAGCUGUCCUGACGGGACCACGUGCUGCCGGAUGAGCCUGGGCACCUGGGGGUGCUGCCCCUUCCAGCAGGCCGUCUGCUGCCCCGACCACGUGCACUGCUGCCCCCAGGGCUACACCUGCGACCCCGAGGGGGGCAGCUGCCUGCAGGGGGGGGGCACCCGCCGGCCUUGGCUGCGCAAGACCCCGGCGCUGCCCCGGGGGGGACAGGUGACAUCGGGGAAUGUCAAAUGUGAUGAGAAGACGAGCUGUCCCGAUGGGAGCACGUGCUGCCAGCUGAGCCUGGGCACCUGGGGGUGCUGCCCCCUCGAGCAGGCUGUUUGCUGUGGGGACCACAAGCACUGCUGUCCCCAGGGCUACACCUGCAACGUGGCUACCGAGAGCUGUGAGAAGCUGCUGGCACCCACCCCGCUGCUGCCAACUCCCUCUGCCCCCCGCCAGGCCCCCUCUGCACCCCACCGGGCACCCCCUGUCCCACUGCGAGCUGCUGGCACCCGCCCAGGUGGCCUUGUGCCCUGCGGUGCCACUGGCUCCUGCCGCGGGGGCCAGCGGUGCUGCCAGACCCGGGGAGGCUCCUGGGGGUGCUGCCCCUUCGCCCAGGGCUCCUGCUGCUCCGACGGCCGCCACUGCUGCCCCACGGGGUUCCGCUGCACCAGGGGGGGCUGGGGGUGCAGCCCCCAGCGCUGGGACCUGCUCUGAUGGCACUGGGGACGCCACCAGUACCCUCCCGAGUGCCACUACCCCAAUAAACGGUUUCUAGGAGAAACUCCA